Electrophorus electricus (electric eel) is the source of this 2562-nucleotide messenger RNA. RefSeq names its product adenosine receptor A1-like. The record is from RefSeq and is a predicted model, not a curated record. Gene Ontology annotation, biological process: G protein-coupled adenosine receptor signaling pathway. Gene Ontology annotation, molecular function: G protein-coupled adenosine receptor activity. Gene Ontology annotation, cellular component: plasma membrane; synapse; dendrite. NCBI's taxonomy places the organism in Eukaryota, Metazoa, Chordata, Actinopteri, Gymnotiformes, Gymnotidae.
CUCAGAGAGCUUCCUUCAUUUACCACAACACUCAUAAGUGAAGUAGUUCCUCUACAGUCUUCAUCCUCCUUUUAUUAUCAUGGCUAGCAGUGGAGAUGUGAUCUACAUGAUACUGGAAGUGUUGAUAGCUGUGGGUUGCUGCGCGGGUAACGCGCUGGUGAUCUGGGCCGUGUGGAUGUGCGGGGCACUUAAGCAUGCCACCUUCUGUUUCAUCGUGUCCCUGGCCGUGGCGGACUUCUUGGUGGGGGUCGUGACCGUCCCUGUGUCCAUGCUGGUGGACAUCCAUGUGAAGACCUCCUUCUACAGCUGCCUGUUCAUGUGUUGUAUGGUGAUAGUGCUGCAGGUGGCUUCGGUGGCCUUCCUGCUGGCCAUCGCUGUGGACAGAUGUCUCCGUGUUUGUAUCCCCCUCAGAUAUAAGUGCACUGUCACUCGAAAACGCUCUUGGAUGGUGGUGGCACUAUGCUGGAUCGUUUCGACUGUGCUUGGUUGUAUCCCCAUGUUUGGCUGGCACAACUCUUUGGAUGGUACAACAAACUCUCUAAUGGAGUGCAGUUUCUUAACGGCUAUGCCCAUGUCAUUUUUAGUCAACCUAAUUUUCUUUGGAACUUUACUACCUCCUUUGGCUGUCAUGAUUGGCCUUUAUUUUCAUAUCUUUCUGGUCGCUAAAAAGCAGUUAAGAGCAAAUGUAGGUAUAUCUACUGAGUCCAGCACUUUUUAUCAAAAGGAAAGCAAACUGGCUGCCUCACUGGCUCUGGUCUUAGUUCUCUUUGCUGUUUGUUGGCUCCCUCUAUACCUUAUGCACACUGUAAAUUUCUAUAGUCCGAAGCCUAUAGUGUCUGAUAAGAUAGUUAACAUAGGUGUGCUACUGUCUCAUGCUAAUUCAGUAGUUAACCCCAUAGUAUAUGCGUUCAAGAUCCCAAAGAUAAAAAAGGCAUAUAAGAAGUUGUGGAUGAGCCUUUCUUGUGGAAGAAAACAGCAGCAGGCUGAAUAGAAUAGAGUAAUACAUUAUUAUAGCCUAUUAUAGCUAUUCCUAUACCUAUAUUAUUGUUACCUAACUGCAUAUUAUUGUUAUACAGCCUUUUAUAGCUAUUCCUAUACCUAUAUUAUUGUUACCUAACUGCAUAUUAUUGUUAUACAGCCUAUUAUAGUAUUCCUAUACCUAUAUUAUUGUUACCUAACUGUAUAUUAUUGUUAUACAGCCUAUUAUAGGUAUACCUAACAGACCUGCCAUAUUUUACAACCUAUUAGUUCUUCUGGAACCACUAUUAUACUAUGAAAUACCCUGAAUCUUUAUUUGGUUCUUGCAUGAGUGUCCUGGUUUUAAUUAAGCAUUUAACUAAGUGUUUAAUUAAGCAUCGAUUAAAUAUACAUACAUACUUUAAACAUGUAAAAAGUGUUCAUGCAAAUUAAUACAACAUGAACUGUUAUAUAUGCAUUUACAAAAUGUUCAUACACAUUUUCAAGACAUCAUUUGCCCUUUUUUUUAAGGGUAAUUCAUCAAAGACAAGGUGUGCCUAAUAAACUAGCAAAUCUGUAUAUUAUUAAUUAUAUCAAACAUAAAUUUGUGCUUUGCUAUAGUCUUGCUGGUCGUAAGCCUGUGACAUUGCAGUGUUAUCAUCUGCUCGAUCAGUAACACUGAUUUCUGAUUAAGGCAUUAAUACCUGAACAAUAUUCUAAAAAAUAAAUAUUCUAAUGAAUCUUUACCAAUGGACAAUAAUGCCUUAUGCUUGACUGAGAAAACCAAAUUCACAAAUGCACGUGGGACACUAUAAAAAUUUCCAUGCAUCAGUAACUACAAUUAUUAUAGUUUUCGGCAUUAUCAUACUAUUGUUAAAUUAUACUCAAAUGUUUGAAAAUCACAAAUAAAAUUAAAAAAAAUUAUACAGGUAGACUAAUAGACUUUAUUGAGCCUCUCAAAAUCAACUACAAUUGAAAUAAAUAUGAAAUGAUCACCAACAUCUUUACUGUUCAUAUUAAAUUAAUUACAUCAGUGUUUGUAUAUUAACAUUAAAAGACCAACACUACCAUAUGUGCAUAAAUUAACAAGGAAAAAAUGCAACACAAUAAUGUAAACAAAUGUUAAUUUUCUAAAUAAACUAAGUUCAUAUGUAGUCAUGUGCAGAAAAAUUAUUUAAGAUUGAAAUGUUAUGAUUACUGUUGGGUUUUAUACCAUACUAUAACAUUAAAACCUGUAGGUUAACAUCCUUCUUUUCAAAUGCACUCUUCAAUAGAUAUCUUUAACACUUUUGUUAUCCUAUUCAUAUUAGGUAUGACUUAGCAUUAUGUGCUAUUUUUAAGCAAAUGCACACCAUGUAUGCUUUUUGUUCACAGUCGGCAUUUGUUCAGUUUUUCCUUCUUUGAACUUUUCUGCUUUUCUCAAAGCUUCCCCUGUGUUCCGCUUAUUUAUUUAGCAAUUUAUUGAUCUUGAUGAGGAGACGCAGUUACAGUCUUUUGCCACCAGGGGGCCCCCGAACACCAUAGUGAUUUCACUGUGUAAUGGCAAAGGCACAAAGCUAUGAAACAGUCAGCAGUAUGAACACGGAUCUCUUUAUAAACUACCUU